GCAAGAUGGCGGCCUUGCUUUGUCUUCUGUGAACAGGAGAGCUGCCGCCCACUCCGCGUGUCUUACCAGCUAGACAUGACGACAGAGAUCUGCAGUGCCAGCAAAUUGAACACAUUGGUGACAAAACUUCAUGAGUAUUUGGGCCACUCGUCUGAAGAGGAAAGCAACGAGCUCCCAGUCCCUGAGCGCUCUCGUGGUAAAAUGAGCACGACGUCCACUGAAAUAAACACUAUUGACAAAACCAUGGAAGAGCCAGGCAGCUCAACAGAAACAGUGAAGCCCUCCUCUUCUCGCUCAAAAAGGAAGCCCUCAGUUGUAACAAAGCACACUGGAUUAGAUGAGUCAGAUGCUUCCAAUGACAGUGGGAAUGAAAACGCCACAUCCACCCAUCCCUCAGAUUGUGGUCUUGAUAUGAACAGCUUGCCAAAAGGCACUGUGGUGGUGAGGCCCGAACCUGUCGCGAACGAAGCCAAAGAUGACUUCAGAGGCCCUGAGUUCCGCAGCAGGGGAGCAGCAAAGCUCAAAUCCGAGUUUCAACGGAAAAGAGUGGGUGAGCACUUGCAGGGGAUUGUCAGCUGCACUGCCUGCGGACAGCAGGUCAACCAUUUCCAGAAGGACUCCGUCUACCAGCAUCCAGUCCUCAAGGUGCUCAUAUGCAAGUCAUGUUUCAAGUACUACAUGAGUGAUGACAUUAGCAAGGACGCGGAUGGCAUGGAUGAACAGUGCAGGUGGUGCGCUGAAGGGGGCAACUUGAUAUGCUGUGACUUCUGCAGCAACGCCUUCUGCAGGAAGUGCAUCUUGCGCAACCUGGGCCGGAAGGAGCUGUCGAGCAUCAUGGACGAGGAGAGCCAGUGGUACUGCUACGUGUGCAGCCCAGAGCCUCUGGUUGACCUGGUGGCUGCCUGCGACAGCGUGUUGCAGAACCUGGAGCACCUGUGGCACCAGCACCGCAAGCGCUCGCGGGGUGAGCAUGACAAGGGGGGCGACGGCACACCCAAGCGCUCCCAGAAGGCUGCGCUCAAUGGCAAGGAGCACGGCACUGACGCACUGGGCUCGGGCACCCUGACUUUCACGUACAAAGCCUUGAGGGUGCCCAAGGAGCUGGUCAAGAAGGCCAAGAAGCUCAUCGAAACCACGGCAGGUCUGAACAACACGUUUGUCAAGUUCAUUCAGCAGGGUGCAAAGGAGCAGGACAACAGUCUGGUCAGGCUGAGGCACCUCAAGGCUUUCAAAUCGGUGCUAACUGACCUGAAGAAAGCCCACUCUGCCCUGGAGGUCGCUUUGGAACAGGAGUUUAAGGACCUGGAGCUGCAGAAUGGCGAUGAGAGCUCGUGUGAGGUCAAAACUGUCGGUUUGAUGCCGCAGAGGCAAAGCACGGCAGCCGACACAGAGGUCAUGGACAGCUUGCUCAACCGUGUUGGAGAACAUGGGGGUACCGCUGAAACGGCCGCAGACUGCUCCACGCACCGGAGCGAGGAACGCGCUGCUCCAGAAGACGUUGAAAUGAAGGAAAGCCCGACUUCUUCCCCACAGAAAGAUUCAGAGGUUGCGGGCAGAAGCAAAGCCAAAGAGAAGAGAGCAGACCUCGCAAAGGGCUCGGAAUGCGCCGAGGGCUCUGUGACGGCCAGCGAGCCCCCUCUCGAUAAGGACAUCGUGACGGUCCCGUUGUCUGUACCCGAUGAGCUCUUUGAGAUGGUGGAGAGUACCGCCGACUCCUCUGGGGUGGUGGAGAGGAGAGGGCAGAGCGUGGCCAAAGCCAAGAAGUCCUCCAGGUCCUCUAACUCGAGUAAGAUGUCCUGCAGUUCAGCUGAGGAUUCCCCUCAGGUGACUAAAGAUCUUGUGGUGAAGCUGACACCAGUACUGCUGAAUGAAAAUGAAACCCCUAGCCCUGCUGCCCACGUUAAGGAGGAAGCUGUGGAGGAAAGAGACGAGAACGCUGCUUUGGAAGACGAGGACGCUGAUGGUGCUCAGCUGCUGGAGGAUGGUCCAGAGAACAGACGUUCGCCGAGGGUGAAGACCACACCCCUGCGGAAGCAGGCUGAGAGUAAAAGCAGACCAUCCUGCUCACGGGAGAACAGCGAGAGCGACACGGAAAACGAAAGCUCCGUGAAGGCCGAAGCGGACAAAAACGGGGAGGAGGAGGGUGCUGGACAGGAACAAGGGCAAGAACGGCGGUCAAAAACUGCCGUCGCAUCCUCCAGCAGGGCGGACGACUCGGAUUCGGAUGAGGUCCCGGCGAUCCUGCUCCAAACGGCUGCCAUGACACCCAGCUCAGAUGCAGGCGACAGCAAAGACGAGGUUCCUCCCAAAAGUGUAACAAACAAGUGCCUGUUUCAGCUCAAUAAGAACAACAGUCAGUCUGUGGAGAGGAAGACCGUCAAGCGCAAGCUGAAGGUCAACUCCUCCGACUCCGAGCAGGGGCCACAGAAAUCCACGGCGAAGAAGACCUCCAAGAAGAAGGCGCGGAGCAGUUCAGACUCCUCAAACUAUGACUCAGACCUGGAGAAGGAGAUCAAGAAGCUGAGCAAGCUAGGCACGGCUAAGAGGGGGCCCCGCCGAGGCAAGAAACAGGAGGAGGGGGAGGGGGAGGAUGGAAAGAAGGAUGGUGGGAAAGAGGCGCAGAAUGUGCCUAAAAGGAAGAGGAGAACAGAGAGGCCGAAGAGAAGCCUGAAAUCUAGAAGUGCAGCGAAGCCGUCAUCUUCGUCUUCCAGUGACGAAGACGAAGGUCCCGACGAGUCUGGAGAUGAUAGCAGUGACCAGCAGAAGAUAAAGCCCAUCACAGAGGAGCUGGUGGCAGCAAAUGCUGACACUUUUCACCAGUCUUCAGGGGAGGAAGCCGAAAACAAACCCGAGCCCACGUUAACGGCCGACGACGACGAUGACGACGACCCUGAAAACAGAAUUGCAAAGAAGAUGCUGCUGGCACAAAUCAAGGCCAGUUAUUCUUCGGGAGAGGACAGCUCCUCAGACAACGGGGACUCCGAGAAGGAGGAGAAGAACAAACCAACGAGAGGUGGAGCUGAGGAGGAUGGGGGAGACGAAGAAGAAGCGGAGGCGUCAGAUCUGGACUCCGACUCGGACGUGGAUGUGAAGAAGACGCGUCACCGGCAUCGCCUGCUCCGCCACAAGCUCUCUUUGAGCGAGGGCGAGUCCGGGGACGACAAGCCUGCCGCCAAGGGCAAGAAGGACCGCAAGAGGAAGCACAGGAGGAAAGUGACCAGUGACGAUUCUGCCGAUUCGGACUUCGAGGAGUCUGCCGCAAGCGAGGGGUCGGCCCAGAGUGCUGCAUCCGGCAUGAGCGAGGAAGUCAGCGAGUCGGAGGGCGAGGAAAGCCGCCGCAAGACGAGGUCAUCGAAGAAGGCAAUGGAGGAAACACCGCGUAGCUACCAUCAGAAGAAGAAGCGGCGCCGCAUCAAGGUUCAAGAUGACUCCUCCAGCAAUGAGAAGAGUGGCUCCGCAGAGGAGGAAGAUGGAAAAGGAGACGAGGACGGUGAAGAUGACGAGUCUAAAAGCACCCCCAAGGGGCGCAAGAAGAUCCGUAAGAUCCUGAAGGAUGACAAGCUGCGUUCAGAGACCCAGAACGCCCUGAAAGAGGAGGAGGAGCGCCGGAAACGCAUCGCAGAGAGGGAGCAGCUGAGGGAGAAACUGAGAGAGGUUAUUGUAGUAGAGGAGGCCUCCCAGGUCACUUGUCCCAUCACCACCAAACUACUGCUGGAUGAGGAUGAGGAGACGAAGGAGCCACUGGUGCAGGUGCACAGGAACCUGGUGACCAAGCUGAAGCCCCACCAGGUGGAUGGAGUGCAGUUUAUGUGGGACUGCUGCUGUGAAUCUGUGAGGAAGACCAAGAAGUCUCCUGGGUCGGGGUGCAUCCUGGCACACUGCAUGGGCCUGGGAAAAACACUACAGGUGGUCACCUUCUUGCACACAAUGCUUCUGUGUGAGAAGCUGAACUUCAGGACGGCCCUGGUGGUGUGCCCGCUCAACACUGUCCUCAACUGGCUAAACGAGUUCGAGAAGUGGCAGGAGGGCAUGAAGGACGAGGAGUGUCUGGAGGUGACCGAGCUAGCCACGGUGAAGCGGCCUCAGGAGCGCGCCUACGCCUUGCAGCGCUGGCAGGAGGACGGUGGCAUCAUGAUCAUCGGCUACGAAAUGUACCGCAACCUCACGCAGGGCAGGAACAUCAAGAGCAAGAAGCUGAAGGAGGCCUUCCACAAAACACUGGUUGACCCAGGCCCCGACUUUGUGAUCUGCGACGAGGGGCACGUCCUCAAGAACGAGUCGUCGGCCAUUUCCAAAGCUAUGAAUUCUAUAAAGACGAAACGAAGAGUGGUGCUCACCGGAACUCCUCUGCAGAACAACCUCAUCGAGUAUCACUGCAUGGUGAACUUCAUCAAGGAGAACCUGCUGGGCUCGGUGAAGGAGUUCCGCAACCGCUUCAUCAACCCCAUCCAGAACGGCCAGUGUGCCGACUCCACCCUGGCAGACGUCCGUCUCAUGAAGAAACGAGCCCAUAUCCUGUACGAGAUGUUGGCAGGAUGUGUCCAGAGGCGAGACUACACGGCUUUGACGAAAUUCCUGCCUCCGAAACACGAGUACGUUCUUGCGGUGCGAGUGACGCCCAUCCAGUGCAAGCUCUACCGAUACUAUCUGGAGCACUUCACAGGUGUGGGCGCCGCUGUGGAGGGGGGCCGGGGCCGUGCCGGGACCAAGCUCUUCCAGGAUUUCCAGAUGCUCAGCAGAAUCUGGACCCAUCCCUGGUGUCUUCAGCUGGACUAUAUCAGCAAAGAAAACAAGGGCUACUUCGAUGAGGACAGCAUGGAGGAAUUCAUAGCGUCGGAGACGGAAGAGUCUUCUAUGAGCCUGACGUCUGAAGACGAGAAGGCGAAAAGGAAAAAGAAGCGGGGCAAGGGGAAGAAGGCCCUCACGGACGAGUCGGACAGCGACGACCUGGAGGUGAUCAAAGAGUGGAACACCAGUUCCCGGGGUGGUAAUCCCGAGGGGCGCAACAGGGCGGAGCCUGUGGAGGAAGCAAGAGCCUCCUCGAGCUCAGGCCCCGGCAGCCCCUCUCCGGACUGGUACAAGGAAUUUGUUACCGAAGCCGAUUCCGAGAUUCUCGAGCACUCCGGCAAGAUGGUGCUGCUUUUCGAAAUUCUCCGGAUGGCAGAGGAAGUUGAGGAAAAAGUGCUGGUGUUCAGUCAGUCUCUCAUCUCACUGGACUUGAUUGAGGACUUCCUGGAGCUGGCUUGUCGGGCCAAGGAAGAAGAAAAGCCUUCUCCGUAUAAAGGAGAGGGCAAGUGGUUCCGAAACAUAGACUACUACCGCUUGGACGGCUCCACCAAUGCCAUGACCAGAAAGAAGUGGGCCGAAGAGUUCAAUGACACCAGCAAUACUCGGGGUCGCCUGUUUCUCAUCUCUACAAGAGCUGGGUCUCUUGGGAUCAACCUGGUAGCUGCUAACAGGGUCAUCAUUUUUGAUGCUUCGUGGAACCCAUCCUACGACAUCCAGAGUAUUUUUAGGGUGUACCGCUUUGGCCAGCUCAAGACCGUCUUUGUGUACAGGUUCCUGGCGCAGGGCACCAUGGAGGACAAGAUCUAUGACCGGCAGGUGACCAAGCAGUCGCUCUCCUUCCGGGUGGUGGACCAGCAGCAAAUUGAGCGCCACUUCACCAUGAACGAGCUCACCGAGCUCUACACGUUCGAACCCGAUCAACUGGAUGACCCUAAUUCAGAGAAGAAGAGCAAGAGGGCGACGCCCAUGCUGCCCAAGGACCCUGUCCUAGCGGAGCUGCUGCACAGCUUCAAAGAGCAGAUCGUGGGCUACCAUGAGCACGACUCCUUGCUGGACCACAAGGAGGAGGAGGCCCUCAGCGAGGAGGACCGUAAAGCCGCCUGGGCCGAGUACGAGGCGGAGAAGAAGGGUCUGUCGCUGCGGGUGAACCAGCCGUCCUACCCCCAGCUGGGCAUGGGCCCCGGCAACUCCUACUUCCCCUUCAACAUAGCCGCACUGGCCAGCAUGACCAACCAGCAGCUGGAGGACCUGAUAAACCAAGGUCGACAGAAGGUGAUGGAGGCCACCAACUCUCUGAAGUCCAUCCCUAGAGAGACGCUGGAAGAAACCAUUCAGCGUGUGCGGACGGAGAACCGCAACCUGAGCGAGGCGCAGCUGCAGUCGAUGGCGCUGGGCCGGCAGGCAAGUCUGGACUUGGAGCUGAAGCGGCGGGAGGCCGUGUACCGCGACGUGCUCAGCAAGCAGCAGACGCUGAUGAUGUACGUCCAGAAGGUGAUCACCAACAGGAAGGUGCAGGAGCAGCAGAUCGCCAUGGCGAACCGGGCCAACUUGCUGAGCCAGCUGGCCCUGCAGAACGGCAUGAUGGGCCCGGCCGGUCUCACCCAGAUGGAGCUCCUGGGCCUGUACCAGCAGCUGGGCAGCCAGCUGUCUCACACCCUGCAGAGUGUGCCCACUUCUGCCACCCAGCUGGGCAAAAACCCAGGCCCCUCCAAGGGCAACUAGUGGCCAGCAGCCCCACGCCCAUGCACUGUCAUCGCCCUGCCAAGGGUCCCAGGCCGAGCACUUGCGGACAGACGGCAUGAAAAAACAUAUUUCCCUCCUGAGAGAAGUAUGCAAAAGUCUAAGGACAAUUUAAAGGGGUAUGAUAUAGUGUGUGUAUAUAUCCUUAUUAUUCAAGUUCUAUUCUCAUUUUUUCCAGGUAUUUAAAAAUAACUUUUUUCCCCCCACAAAUGCUUUUAAGCAUUGCAUCAUUCUUUUCAUUACAAUUCCUUUUCCCCCUUAAAGGAGGGCUGUUAAUUAUUUAAAAUGUUUUUAUAUGGUAUAUGAAUGCCUAAUAUAGAAGACUAACAACACCUAAGUGGGACCAUAGUAUUGCUCGUGACACAUUUGUACGACAUAAAGCACCUGCUCUCUCGAAGCAGGAACACGACCCCCAGCAGACAGCUAGUUCUCCAGGAGAGCCUGGUACGCACACCCAACUCAGAUGUUAUGGCCUUAUAUCAUCAACUCCCCCUAAACACUUGUAAAUGACUUUUAAGAUACAUUGUAUCUUUUUUUUUUUUUUUUUUUUUUUUUAAAAAAAAUAUGUAUUCUGCUUUCAGGCAGUUACACCUAGUUGUUGCUAAUCAUGGUAUGGAAUGCUUGUGUUGUUGAAACUGCUUGCUGGAUUCUCUGGACUUUUGUAACCUCAAGUUCUUGUUGUAAAGUGUUGCCUAGCAUAGUACUGUGGGUACCGUUCAUGUUAUUUUUUUAUUUCAGUUUUUUUUUUUGGUUUGUUUGUUUUUUUUUUUUUGUUUGUUUUUUCGUUCCACUUGUGUUGUGUUCUAACUUCGGCACAUUUUUGCUUCCGAUGCUAAACUGGCGUAGAAGUGAUGACAAGGAACUGAGUUCUUUCUUAUUGGAGACUGUAAUCUCCUUCAAUUGCACAAGGUGUAUUUCAUAAAUGUAGAGGAACUUUUCUCCCCCAGUCCCAAGAAUGUUCUCCUGUUAGCAAAUACACCUACUUGUUUUGCCAUUAAUCUGAUCUGCUAUUUACUAGAUAAGUAUUUAAUAUUACAUUUAAUAAAGUGACCAAAAGGGUGUUGUUAUUGUAUUCCUGAUGUCGUUCUUGCAUUUGUAUUGGUUACUAGACCAGAAAAAAGAGGAAGUACAUGUUGCCUUUGCUACUCCGUAUGGCUACUCAGUACAGUAAAUAUCUUAAUUAUACCAUU
Molecule: messenger RNA, 7718 nt
Organism: Scleropages formosus (Asian bonytongue)
Lineage: Eukaryota; Metazoa; Chordata; Actinopteri; Osteoglossiformes; Osteoglossidae
Gene: atrx
Product: ATRX chromatin remodeler
Exons: 36
Coding region: 76-6510 (2144 amino acids)
Biological process (GO): replication fork processing; chromatin remodeling
Cellular component (GO): nucleus; pericentric heterochromatin
Molecular function (GO): chromatin DNA binding; ATP binding
Source: RefSeq, a predicted model, not a curated record